Megachile rotundata (alfalfa leafcutting bee) is the source of this 3486-nucleotide messenger RNA. Its product is annotated as spliceosome associated factor 3, U4/U6 recycling protein. Gene Ontology annotation, molecular function: protein binding; RNA binding. NCBI's taxonomy places the organism in Eukaryota, Metazoa, Arthropoda, Insecta, Hymenoptera, Megachilidae. The record is from RefSeq and is a predicted model, not a curated record. Gene Ontology annotation, biological process: RNA processing.
UCAAACAGACCUAGUUAAUUUUGUUAUAUCUGUAUCCACUGAUCUUCGUCCAGAGUUUCCUAACUUUCUUGUAUGAGGUCUCUGGAAUUAGUUCAAACUCGAACCAUCACUGUCGCAUGCGUAGCAAAGAGAAAUCUACCAGAAUAAUACAAAACAUUUAAACAUAACCUUCAAAGUCCCAAUGUUGUUGAUGUAUAUUGUCCUCUAUCGGUUUUUGUAAAUAUACAUUACUGAAAGUUUGUUAGAUCGUUACACGGUUUAUUUCAAAUUAAAAUGGAAGACAUGGAUGCAACGAGUGAUAAAAGUAACGAUAAUAGUUUGCAUGAAGAUGCAGCAAACAAGGAAGAAGAAUCAGAAUUGAUUGAAAAUGAAAAUGCAGAGAGUGCAGAUGAACUGAUUGAUGAUCAGGAUGAAGAAGACGAAGAGGAAGAAGAUGAAGAGGAUGCUGAUGAGGCAGAGGUCAAAAUUUUGGAAGCUAGUCUUGCCCAAAAUCCAUAUGAUUAUGCGAGUCACAUUUCUCUUAUUAAUAAAUUACAAAGAAUGGGUGAACUGGAACGAUUACGUGCUGCCAGAGAAAAUAUGAGUACCAAAUAUCCUUUGAGUCCUGAACUCUGGUUAUCUUGGAUGCGCGAUGAAAUUAAACUCGCUACUACACCAGAACAAAAAGCUGAAGUGGUUAAGUUAUGUGAACGAGCUGUUAAAGAUUACCUUUCUGUAGAAGUAUGGCUUGAGUAUCUACAAUUUAGUAUUGGUAAUAUGGGCACUGAAAAGGAUGCAGCAAGAAAUGUUCGGCAGUUAUUUGAAAGAGCAUUAACAGAUGUGGGAUUACAUACUAUCAAAGGUGCGAUAAUAUGGGAAGCAUUCAGAGAAUUUGAAGCUGUUUUACAUGCAUUGAUUGAACCUUCAAAUCAAGCUGAAAGAAAGGAGCAAUUAGAACGUAUUGGGAACUUGUUCAAAAGACAACUAGCUUGUCCUCUUUUAGAUAUGGAAAAGACAUAUGAAGAGUAUGAAACCUGGCGUCAUGGAGAUGGUGCGGAAGCCAUUGUUGAUGAUAAAAUUGUUGCUGGAGGAUAUGAACGAGCACUUGCAAAACUAAAUGGUCGUUUGCCGUUUGAAGAAAAAAUUGCUUCUUCGCAAGCCGAGAAUGAACUUUUAGAUUCAUACAAAGCAUACUUACUGUAUGAGAAACAAAAUGGAGAUCCAGGACGAGUAACAGUUUUAUAUGAAAGAGCAAUCAGUGAUAUUAGUUUAGAAAUGUCACUUUGGCUUGAUUAUCUUACAUACUUAGAGGAAAAUAUCAAAAUUGAGUCUGUCUUGGAUCAGAUAUAUCGAAGGGCUUCAAGAAAUGUUCCAUGGUGUGCAAAAGUAUGGCAAAAAUGGAUGAGAGCAUAUGAGAAAUGGGGAAAGCCAACGUUGGAGAUUCAAACAUUGUUAGAAAAUGGUUUAGAGGCUGGAUUUUCUAUGGCAGACGAUUAUCGAAAUUUAUGGAUAACGUAUUUAGAAUAUUUGCGCCGCAAAAUUGAUCGCGAUUAUGACGAGGAAGAAAAACAGAUAGAAAUAUUGCGUAAUACUUUUAAUAGAGCUUGUGAACAUUUGGCAAAAUAUUUCGGUUUAGAGGGAGACCCAAAUUGUGUUAUAUUACAGUAUUGGGCAAGAACCGAAGCCAUACAUGCCAAUAACAUGGAAAAAGCUAGAUCACUCUGGGCAGAUAUUUUGUCACAGGGACAUUCCGCAACUGCAUCUUACUGGUUAGAAUAUAUUUCUUUAGAAAGGUGUUAUGGAGAUACAAAGCAUUUAAGAAAGCUAUAUCAGAAAGCUUUUACUUCAGUAAAAGAUUGGCCGGAAAGUAUAGCAAAUUCUUGGUUAGAUUUUGAACGAGAUGAAGGUUCACUAGAACAAAUGGAAUUUUGUGAAUCACGAACAAGGGAAAAAUUAGAUAAAGUAGCAGAAGAGAGACAAAAAGCUCAACAAACUUCUAAUCAUGAAUCAUCUCCGUUACAAAACAAGAAAGCUCAUAAAAGAAAGACAGACGAUACUGGCAAAUGGAAGAAUUUAAGUAGUUCUCCAGCAAAAAUUACAAAAGUCGAAACACACAUGAAGCCAAAAGCGAAAGAAGGCAAAUUGAAUUUGGAGACGAAACUUGAUGGUGAUACUCAGGAGCAAAAACUGAAAGUUGCCCCACCUCCCGGUUUUAAAAUGCCGGAAGAUGAUAAAAUGGAAAUAGACCACGCACAUGAGGUCGACGACAAAAUCACAGUUUUCAUAAGUAAUUUAGACUAUACUGCAACCGAAGAAGAAGUCAGAAAUGCUCUAGAACCGGCUGGUCCGAUUACACUAUUUAAAAUGAUACGGGAUUACAAAGGUCGCAGUAAAGGAUACUGUUACGUGCAGCUAAGCAGUGCGGAAGCAGUAGAAAAAGCUUUGCAGUUAGAUAGAACACCAAUAAGAGGACGACCAAUGUUUGUUUCUCGAUGUGAUCCAAACAGAACACGAGGAUCAGGAUUCAAAUACAGUUGUUCUCUCGAGAAAAACAAACUUUUCGUGAAAGGACUUCCGGUAACCACAACGAAAGAAGAACUGGAAGAAAUUUUUAAAGUUCAUGGAACAUUAAAGGAGGUCCGCAUAGUUACUUACCGUAAUGGACAUUCAAAAGGACUGGCUUAUGUUGAAUAUGACGAUGAAAAUAGUGCCGCAAAGGCUCUUCUAGCAACCGAUGGAAUGAAAGUCAGCGACAAAGUUAUUAGUGUGGCUAUAAGUCAACCGCCUGAACGCAAAAAGAAUCCAGUGACCGAGGAAACAACUUUGGUUAAAUCUUUAGGUGGUACUGCAGUAAGCAGAACUACGUUUGGUAUGCCUAAAACAUUAUUGUCCAUGGUACCACGUACUGUUAAAGCCGCUACUUCUAACGGCAGUGCAAAUGUGACCGGAAACGGUGUUCCUCAAAAGAUGAGUAAUCAAGAUUUUAGGAAUAUGUUACUGAAUAAAAAAUAACUUACUACAAGAGAACUGAAUUUUUUAAAACCUUAUUUAUUUCAAAGCAGAGUUCUCCAAGGUGUAUAGCAUAAAAAUAACAACGUUAAACAAAAAUUUCUUACAUGUACUUGAAGCACAAUCUGUUAGAAAAUUCUCUCCAUCACAUAGUUUCAUUCAGUUGCUUGUAUAUAUAUUUACAAGAUUAUUAUCAUUUAAACUACGAUGGAUAAGCCAGGAACCACGUGUUUAUAAAAAAUAAAUACGUUUAAUGGUAAAACAGUUUAUAUAUACACAGAACGAUACGAUGUGUACGCGUGUGUAGCAAACGUGAACGCUCUUUAUUCUAAAAGUAAACAAAGACUACUUUUGCUGUCAUACAUACAUCACAAUGUUACAAGAUAUUUCUCUCAUGUACACAAAACACACGGUGUAGUAAAAAGUCUGAAUUGAUCUAAAAUAUUUUAAAUAGAAAAUUUCACUUUGAGAAAGUCAUAACAAUAAAUCAGGGUGACC